AUGAGCCAAUUUCCCAUAGAGAUAUGGGAGCAGGUGUUCUCGCUGGCGUGCACAGACGACGGGCAUACUGGUCGAUCUUUAUCUCAAGUCUCAAGGUUUAUUAGGACAGUCUCGGGCCCGUACCGCCUACAAAAUGUUGAGCUCCGCGGGUGGGCUGCGGUACAUCAAUUCAAGGAUAUGCUUGAGGGCACGUCGCCAGCACUCCGUCGCGUGCAUAAUCUGUUCGUUUCCGAUCAUCGCCCACAUAGGACGCUGGACGAGUUUCCCGACUGGUCCCAACUCCAUGUGAAAAGCCUUAUUCGACUCCUCAACCUCUAUUCUUUCCCCAACGAAGACAAGGACAAGAUCUUGAGCAAGGCCAACCCCGAACUUGGGCUGGGAAUUGGGCUGUUGGUACACAUCCGCACGGAGUGCGAGAAUGCGGCCUCUCAGGCGCUUGAACGCGUCUUGCAACUUAUAGCGCCGCAUGUGCAAACUCUUACCGUACCUAUAUCAGCGGGCACGUUUAUCAAUCCCCUUCCUGCAUUAAGUGAGCUCACGGUCGUUCGUGACCCUGAAUCCCGCUUUGCGCCUCCACCUUCGGUUUUCAGGCGCGACCCAAACAUGUCAUUUCCGUUACUACGCCGUCUUCGUCUCGUCCGGUGUUACGAGCUUCUCGUGCGUUUCGUCCAGGCAGGCGCGGCUCCUGCAUUGACUCACAUUUACCUCGACGAUUUCCCGUUUGUUGAUAUGGUCAUAGAAGGGGAAUUUCGGGACGCUCUCACCGCUAUCAUUUAUCCUCUGUCUGCCGAUGACGCUGCCCCGGGUGCCAUUGCAAGCUCUAUCAAUCUUAACUAUGACCCUUGCGUUGAGCACGUCAUGAUGCGCCUUGCUCCUGAUAUGUCACUUAGACUGCUGCCCCAAAUUUUAUGGCAAGAUGAGCGAAAACUGCUUCAGAGCAGCAAGGUGACCUGUCUUCGACCUGACCAUCGACAACCUAGGGGUAGCUAUGUGUGGGACGAUGCGAAGUGUAACUGGCUACAGCAAAUCGCGAGUGGGGAGGGUUGUUGGGAAAUCGAUCCCUCCGAGGUAAUGAAUAUCAGCAGUGAAUUGUAA
Molecule: messenger RNA, 1095 nt
Organism: Fibroporia radiculosa
Lineage: Eukaryota; Fungi; Basidiomycota; Agaricomycetes; Polyporales; Fibroporiaceae
Exons: 1
Coding region: 1-1095 (364 amino acids)
Source: RefSeq, a predicted model, not a curated record